GCCAAGGUAGGAAUCGAAAUAGAAAUGGAGCGCGGUGAAACGUUGGCUCGACACCUAUGGACGUACGAUAAACAGUCAUCUAUGGCUGACAAUAUAAAGAAAAUAGUGUUACAUCACAAUAGUGACCAAGUGGAACCAUUGCCAGCUAAUGGACGUUAUGCUUUGAAAGUUAUUCCUGACGCAAAGCACCCUUCUUUAAUAGAACAUUUUAUUACUGAAUCAUCUGUAGAACGUGAUAUACAAGAUGGUAUCAGCAUUAGACUGGUACCAAGUGUUGCAGAUACUAUCAGGCGCUUGUUUGAUAUCAAAAUGGACGAAGGUAUUUUGCUACAUUUAUCCACAGACAUUGUUUUCGUUCAAGGGAUUGUGGACACUAAUCGUCAAGAUGUACUGAUUAAAUACAUACAAAACGGCACGUUGUCUGAUAUUGGCGAGUCGGGGCCUUGAAUAUUCUCUUUCAUAUGUUAAAAAAUGGCUACAUACGCAAUUUGGACGAUGAAUUCAUGGUCAGAGUUGUAAAUAUUGCACAAGCUGGUCAAAGCACAGCAGAAUUUGCACUUUCGUUACUUAUUCACGUUUUGAGAUCAACUAGAGAUGGCCUUUCAUCUAAUAAAUCAGUUAUUUUGGAAAAUUUGCAACUUUCGUUGAUUAUGGGCCACUUUAAGAAUAUAAUCAUCAAAAACCACGAAACGUUAUAUCUAAGAUUGUUUAGUCUUAUUAAUUCGUUGAUUUCAUGCGCUAAAGGUGAACGUCGUAAAAACAUUUUAAAGGAGCUGAAUUCACCAGAAAAUCAUCAACUAUUCUACAAAUUUUUGAAAACACAUACUAAUAUGACCAAUAUAAUCGCAAGAGAAGUGUUUGUUUUACAAGCACGAUUAAUAACAAGUACAUAUUUGCAAUUUUACACCAAUCGUGGAACUGUAACAGCAAGUAUCUUCGAAGAACCAAACAGAAACAGUAAUGCUAGUGAAUAUGAUUAUUUAGACACUUCGAAUAGAAAUACUGUUCUGGGCGAUGGUGUCUGGGUUAGUAAUUUGCAAAAAGCAGAGUCCAUGUGUUCCAUAUUAAGUCUUUCGUCGAUGAAUAGCAAGUCUCCAGGUUCACAACUUCUGCAUAAAUGCUUGGAAUAUGGAAAAAAACACUACUGUACUUAUUUUGAUAGUCUUGAGAAAAGCGAUUAUUCCUGCGACGCUGAACUGUACACCAUUUCACAGAACAUUAUCAGCAUUUUAACUAAUCUACUAUGUAUUGGAAUACCAGUGCAUGCGCAUAAUUAUUAUCUUCCGAUGUUCUUUGCAUCGCGGGAAAUCGCAAUUUCGAGUGGUAUGCACACUGUGGAGUUUUUUGAAGAAUUAUUUGUCAAGACUUUGAUGCUUUUGUUCCAUACCAAAGCAGAAAUGCGAGUGAAAACACCGGAUGAUUUCAAAAAGUUAUAUCAAGUGUUGAAAAUACAAUUAAAACUUGUUUUUGAAAAACAUCCCAAAGAUUUUGAAGCUUGCGAUAUGCAUUUUUCUCUGGUAAACUACACAACUGUUCAGGAAAUUCUUCAGAAGGAAAGAGACGAACGUUGGUCGAAUAUUUACACUAAAAAUCCAGCUGUCCAAGAACUAAUUCAACAUUUCAACGACGAAAAUUUGGAGUUAGUUACUUUGUCACGUUAUAAUACCCUGGAAAAAGGUUUCGUGUUCAAGAACAUGACAACCAAGUCGGGUAAAUACUUUUCCCUGAAACUCACAAGUGACUUUCAAUCGCUUUUGUACAUGGACUGUGCAAGAAACGGAACUGAAAUUGGGAAUGGCAGCAGAAUGUGCAUACCUGUAAGCACCAUCAAAUACCUUGUCUUGGCGGAGAAGUGUAAUUUAAGGACAAGCAAUUUGGUCCCUGCAAGUCAAGUAAAAAACGUGUUCACUAUUUUAUACAAUUUAAUGGACUCCUAUGAGACUGAUUCGAUCGAUUGUUAUUUCUACAGUGAAGAUGCAUCGAAAACACCGGCUGAGUCGCAGAAAGAAAUGGAAGAACUGUGUAAUGUGUGGAAGGAUGGAUUAAACCUUCUCCUCGGAAAAGAAUACAGCCAGCAAAUGCAAAAUGAGUUAAAUGAAUUGAACGAAUUCGACUGUAAAAUGCAGUUAAUUGAAUUGCAAGAUAUUGAAAUUCCCAUGGGUCCAGCUCCUCCGCUACCAGUAUUUGAAUAUGGCGCGUUUUAACUGACAGUCAAACAUCGGGAAUGAUCGGUUUACAAUUGAAUAACAUUUAAAUUCAUUUAUUAUUCUUGUUGUUUGCAAUGUACGCUUAAUUGUAGUUAACUAGUAGACGUGUCCGAUUAUAGAGUAAUUGUAUUCUAGUCGUAAGCGCUUCGAUAACUUAUUAAAUACUCGUAAAUAUCACAUUAAA
Molecule: messenger RNA, 2391 nt
Organism: Dalotia coriaria
Lineage: Eukaryota; Metazoa; Arthropoda; Insecta; Coleoptera; Staphylinidae
Exons: 7
Coding region: 462-2204 (580 amino acids)
Source: RefSeq, a predicted model, not a curated record